Gambusia affinis (western mosquitofish) is the source of this 7069-nucleotide messenger RNA. RefSeq names its product insulin-like growth factor-binding protein complex acid labile subunit. The record is from RefSeq and is a predicted model, not a curated record. Gene Ontology annotation, cellular component: plasma membrane. The transcript is spliced from 5 exons. NCBI's taxonomy places the organism in Eukaryota, Metazoa, Chordata, Actinopteri, Cyprinodontiformes, Poeciliidae. Gene Ontology annotation, molecular function: protein binding. Bases 5136 to 6203 code for a protein of 355 amino acids.
AUCCAAGGAAAUGAUGCAGCUAAAUACUAAACUCUGCACAGCGAUGGCUUUAAGAGAAUAAGUUUGACAUUUUCGCCGAUUUAAACACCUCCAUAUGAAUAUGAACUUCCCAUAAAAUCUUGUUUUAAUUACAGCAAAAGAAGAAAUAAAAUUCAAUAUUUGUGGUAAAGAUCUGAGUUAGCAGAGAUGAAGCUUCGUCUGAGUGGAAAGCAGUCUGCUGCAUCCCUGAAUGUUUCAUGAGAGUUUGUCUUCUCCUGCGGUUCUGUGCAGGUUAACUUUGCCCUCUUGUGACGUGAUCAAUCAUCCAAGGAAGAUGUUGUGUGUCCCAGUUUAGUUCCUGCCUCCCAGAGAGCUGCAGAGGAAGACACAGAUCCCAGACAGGAACAGGCCAUGAAACGCCGAGGUGUCGAUGUUGAAGCAGAAACAGAGAUGAUCGCUUUAACUUGUCCUGUUGGUGGAGAAGCUGCUGAAUCUGUAACCAAAUAAACCUCAUCUGAGAGUUUAACACCUCGCUCUGCUUUCACAGUCGCUGCUGCUGCAAAGAAAAGAUCUGAAAUAUUUAACGAGCGUCUUUAACCACUCGGGCCUCCUGCCUGAUGGAAAUAUGGCCGCUGCUGCUCCUGUGGAGGCGCUGACCUGCUUUCAGGACGACUCUCCGUUAAAACCUGCUGUUCUUCUUCUUUCAGCAUCAAAUGAUUCAAUGGGGAAGGUUUCUCUCUUCCAGUGAGUUUUCUCCUGAAAUGCCGGCCCUGCAGCUCUGAUCCAUGGGACACGGAUUGAUCUCCGUUUCUGUCUCUUGGUGUUGUGUGGCUCUGCAGCAGGACUCUCUCCUCUCCCUGUGUGCAUCCAGCCUGCUCCCGUCGGGUUGUCGGAACGCGUUAGCUCCACCUCAACAACCACCAAGGUAAAACACCCGGCCGCACAGCAUGAGAGGUCGAUGAAUAAUGAACAGCGGCUUCAUUUGGGCUCCUGUCGGCCUCCGCUACGGAGCAAACGUGGAGUUUAAGGAGAAACGACACAAGGAGUCGAGGUUAGCUGUAAAAUGUCCACGUCUGUGCAGAAAUACCCCGACACGUAAUGUGUUUGUUUAAAAGCCUCCAGCCUGAGGGGCUCUGACACAGAAACGUCCAGACGAGAGAAACGAAGCCUGGAACACGACUGAAGGAACAGACUGCAGGGAUCCGACUCUGGAUGGAGAGUCUGGACUCUGAUCGGGUCGGUUGUUGGAUCUGAUCUGAUCCGUUCGGCUCCUUAACUCCAUCUGAGAUCCAUCAGCUCCGCUUUCAGUGUUUCCACAAAACCUGCUGCAGCUGAACUCAACAUGCAGCGUCUGAAAGGUCGCAGAGGACCUGUGUGUGUGUGUGUGUGUGAGUGUGUGUGGGUGCAGCUGCGGCGCUCUGCCUUUGCCUCUGAUGACCUUUACUGAGUGUCACUGCUGGACCUGCCGCCUCAGCGUGGCGCUCGGGUCGCGUCACGGAUCGCAUGUUUGACUGACGGCUUCCUCACACACACAUACACACGCACACACACCUGUGUUGAUGAUCACAGUCGGCUCUGGAUCAGAACCGGCUGCAGUUUGUGCAGCGGGCCAACAGGUGCUGAAACAUGCGGCUGUAAUGCGGCUCUGUGUUUGUUGUGCCGACUCAACAUAAUGAGGCUGAAUUAUUCACAGAUUCUCCUGGAAGCUGCAGAAGCUCCGCCUGACAUAAAAGCUCUGGCGUCUCAGGGGCCGAUCUCAUGCUUGGCUGCAGAAAACACAGAGUGUGUGUUCAGGAGAAUGGGUGUGUGUGUGUGUGUGUGUGUGUGUCGUCUGCAGUGGAGAGCAGAAACACAACCUUGACCUAGAUAACAAACCUGUGGAGAAGAGAAAAGGGAGAAGGAAGCUGGUCUGGAGGUCAUGACCUCCUGCUGCUGGUCUGAUGGAUCCACACUGACACAGACCACCGGAGACCCGUCCUCCCAGUUUGGCUCCAGACGUCCUGCUGGUUGAUGAUGGUCGGAUCUGAAGUGAGUUAAAAUGGGAGGAAACCAGAAGAUCCCAGUGGAGCUGGUGAUGAUGAAGAUGAUGGAGUGAUGAUGGUUAUUCUGAUAAAUGGGUUCACACCCACUCAGGGGUCUCUGCUAACGUGUGAGCUGCUGGGAACCAGUAUGAUGGUUUCUCUGUAUGGAUGAUGAGGUUUAAUUUAGUUCAAGGCUUUUAUUUUCUCGGGUCCAACUCUUAGUUAUUAUUGUAAUUUGAAUUACUUUAUUUUCUAGGACAGAAUUAAUUUAUUUUGUUGAUUUUAAUUCAUUCAGGAAAUUCUUCUCUUCCAGGAUUUUAUUUAUGAACUUUUAUUUUCUAAAGUCAAAUCGAAAUUCUUCAAACACCAAAAUUAUUCAAAAUAUUGGCUGAAUAAACUUCAGCCAAUAUUCUUGGCUGAAGUUUAUUCCUGUCUGUUAUCUCAGGUGUUUUUAGAGUGGCGGCCAUCUUGUUUCUGAUUCUAGUUUUCUGAAAUCUGGGCCUUUUUUUGAUUCAGGCAAACAGAGAAUGGAGCAGCUACAUCUUUAGGACUUUACAGUAAUAAUAAACCAGAUGUGUGUGUGGGUGUGUGUGUGUUUUCUGUAGAGUCUCAGUCCUGACUGAGGACUCUGAUGGCGGCAGGGACAAUCUGUCCCCCCGCUCCGCCUCGGCUGCCAGGAUGGAUCCACGGUCGGGUGUGAACGGCCGUCACUGCUGCUGUCUCCCACUUUCACACGGACUUUACGAGUUUUCACACACUGCUGGUCAGCAGCGGGUCCGUCAGCAGAUUCCAGCUGAUUUGGGAGGACAGAUGUUGUUGGAUUGGCAGCUGCAGGUCUGGUUGAGAUUUGGACCAGCAGUGACGGCGCGGGUCGUGGAAACAGUUUGUGGCUCAUCAGCGGUGAAACCGAACCCGGCAGACACCCAACACCUGAGAGAGGAAACUCCACAGUGGGUCUGCUGUCGACCCGGAGAGCUUCAGGCGGGAGUUCUGCUCUACAUCAACCAGAGCCGGUUGCCUAGCAACAGAGGUAAAACAAAACUCAACGAUGAUGGAUGGGACCAGACAGUUUUAAUCUGUUUUCUGACAAACUACGUUAAAGAAGUCCUGAUUGAUUAUUAUUAUUAUUAUUAAAGUCUAUAAAAAUGUCAUUUUAUUAAUUCAUUCUGUCACAAUCAGAACUUUGAGGACAUCAGAUCCUGAUGUGACCCAACAUGAACAUGAGUUUGACUGGGACCAGUAACUCCAGCCACUCCAGUCACUUCACACUCCAGGGUUACUUGUGGAGUACCACAAGGUUCUGUGCUUGGCCCAAUUCCAUUCAACAAAUACACUUACACACACACAUGUAUAUAUAGUAAAGACAGCAGUCUUUACUAUAUAUCCAGUGCUCCAGUGCUCCAGUUUUCUGGAGGUACCAUAAGAUUUAAUAGUAAUAAUUGCAUAUUUUGCUAAUAUUCUAAUCUAUAUAAGGAUCAUGAGUCCAUAUCAGGUGAGAUGAAAAAACUGGAUUCAUUUUAAGGUAUUUGGAGUUACAUUCAGCUCAAACACCAGAAAAACACCUUUAAAAAUUUAAUAAAUAUAUUUAAUCUCAUUUGGGUCUAAACUGAUAAACUGGACCAUUAUGGAUUAUUGGUGAUGAUCCAUAAUCCAUAAUUAUCUGACUCCAGAGGUUUCACAGCAUUUGGAAAACCUUAAACUAUUACACUUUUUAUCUACUCACUAAAAUGUGUUCCUGUAUGUUUUUCAGACUUAUUGCUGUGACCUCUGACCUCUGCUGUUGCUCCUAAUGUUGUGGGAUGAAGGAGCUGCAGGUCAAAUCUCCUGGUAUCUUCAGAGCCAGAAGGUCAUAAAAGGUCCUGACAGUAUCGUUGCAGAUGAUCCACCCAGCCUGGACAUCCUGACCGCGUCCGGAAACAGACGUGAUGUAACAUCUAAUUCCCUCUGUGGGAAAGAUUUCAGUUUAUCCAAGUUCAUCUUCCAAUAGAAACGCCAUUUUGUUUCUUGUUCAGGAGCUUUAGUUGGUUAAAUGUUGAAAAGCGUCGACAGUACUUGCUUUUUUCAUGGACACCAUUAUUUAAAGGAACUUAAGAUGGCUUAUUGGAGCUGAGUGAAGAAAAGACUCCAUGUCAGGUUAUUUUAGACCCACAUCCAGCUUUUGAUGUGGUCAUUUAAACUCCUGCAUUAAAUAUCAUUAAAUUAAACUUUGUCAUUAAAGUCAUUGCAGUCCAAAACGAGACGAGUUCUGGUGUCCCUCUAGGAUGAGUUCUCGGCUCCUUUGUUUCCCCCUAAAUUUACAUUCAGACAUUAAAUCAUGUAAUUCAUAAUGAAAAUGUUUGGCAUAACCUCUACAGUUGGCUGUAGAUGACAAUGAAACCUGGAGAUGCCAUUUACAGCUUGUCUUUCUAAAAUCAAAGACUAAUUUCAAUAUUUGUGACGGUUUUAUGUAUUUAUUGUCAUUGACUUUCUGUGAAGUUUUGUUUUUUCUUUGUCCUGCAGCCUUGUUUUCUCUUCUAAGACAAAUUUCUCCCACAGGAGACAAAUAAAUGAUUUUUUUUUAUUUUAAAAGUCUUAUUAUGCACAUUUCAAGUGGAAAUGUUCAUAAACGAGGCUGCAGAAUAAUUGUUUAAUUUGUGAAAGUUUCAAUAAGAUGUUUAGUAAAACUCUUUAAGAAAGUUGUUGCAAAGAAAAAAAUCAAUUUCUUUUGCAACUUUGAAGUUUUGUUGAUUGAAAUUUGAGAUGUUUCUCUCUUUAAAUCACAUUAAACUUCUCUAACCUUUCUGUAACUAAACAAUCUUGAAGAUAAAUAAAGCAGGAACAUAAACACGCCAUCAAUGAAAUCUGUCCAGAGCUUUUAAUUCUCAGCUCCUGUCCCAGUUUCCUUCAAUCUCUUAAAGCUCUCCUCUCUAACCCCUCCCACAUGGCGCCUGCAGCGCCGGCUGCCUGCCUGCCUGGUGAAUAAUUGACGAGUUCUCCCUCCUCUUUUCCAUCCUCUGCCAUUGUCGCGUCGCUCGUCGGGUUCUCCGGGCCGUGACAGGCCGCCCUCCCCCGCCUCCAUCAUGUCCAGUUUCCACCUGCUGCUGGGCGGAUGGUGACAAACGUACCGGGAGCAGCAGCUGAGAUCUCUCUGGAGUCAUGAGGGAGUUCCUGUUUGUCUUGCUGCUGGUCGCCGAGUCGUCCUGCGUGUUUCUGAACUGGACAUGUGAUCGAAGCUGCGUUUGCCAUGGAGACCUUAAGUUCACCACCUGCUCGCAUGAUGACCUCACCCAGCUUCCCAUCAAGGUCCCGCCCUCCACCGAACUCCUGGACCUGUCCAGCAACCUCAUCUCCGUCGUCCCCAGACAUGUCUUCAGCAGCAACCGCAAGCUGAGGGUUCUGCUGCUGCAGAACAACAACAUCAGCCUGGUGGAGGACGGCGGCUUCGCCCAGCUGGAGUUCCUGCAGAAGCUGGACCUGAGCUGGAACCGGAUCUCCGUCCUCACCGAGGGAUUCUCCGUCGGCCUGUCAUUCCUACGGGAGCUGCAGUUGUCCCACAACCAGCUGACCAGCCUGGAUAGUCGGAGUUUCCUCCACCUGGACGGCUUGCAGAGGCUAAACCUGACCAACAACAGCAUCCAGAGCAUGGAGGUGAGGUCCUUCUCCUCCAUGAGCAGCUUGCGCCAGCUCCACCUGCAGGACAACCAGCUGACGUCUCUGUGGAGCGGCACCUUCUCCAUGCUGCGCUCCCUGGAAGUCCUCAACCUCGCCGGCAACCAGAUCCAUGAGAUGGAGUUAGCCGUGUUCAACCCGCUCACCAGCAUGACCUUACUGAACCUGGCAGACAACCAGCUGUCCACCGUCUGCUUCAAGACCUUCCUGAACAUCCACACCUACAGCACCCACAUCCUGCUGCGGGGAAACCCCUGGAACUGCGACUGCGAGCUGCAGAGAGUUUUCCGGAAGCUGCGCAGCAUCCAGAGGAUCUUCCUGGACGACUACUACAACCUGACCUGCAGGGAGCCGUCCGUCCUGCUCGACCACCGGCUGAUGGAGGUGGACACCGAGCUGUGCAUUGCUGAGACCGUCACCGUGCUCAUCAUCACCAUCACCGUGGUAAUAACCGUGCUGGCUGCCAUGCUUAUGGGCGAGAGGAAGAAGAAGAAGAGGAGGAAGGUGCUGCACUGGACGCAGCAGGGGGAAUUCUCGGAUGAAUCGGAUUUCUGAAGCAAAUUGGUUUAUUUUCCUGGAAACUUUUCCUGGAUGUUUAUUUACACCUAAAGUGAAACUCAACGGUAUUCGUUUGCCUUGAACUCUUGCUAAUGCUGGUUCUUACACGGACAAGCCCCGCCCUCGGCGUUCUCCUAACCAAUCAAAAUACAGGAAAUCUAAAUUCUUGGGUGGUCAAAGGGAAGUGCAAUCCUGUAAAAUAUUCUCCAUAUUCAUCCAGACUGAACAUGCAUGUCAGGAAUGAAAACAUCUUUCAAAACAGAACUGAUACGGUGGGACGAUAUGGAUUUAUUGUGAUAUUAAUGUGAUAAGGAUAAAAAUUGUGAUUAAAGAAAACUAGUUACCCACACAGGAUAUUGUUCUUGAAAAUAUUCUCAUUUGCAAUAGGUUUAUUCAGGACACAACUUACUUAAAAAGUUUGAUUCAUAUCACUAGAAUUCACUCAAUAAAUGCAUUAUAAUUGUACUUUUGAAUUUAUUCAUAUUAUUUAUAUUCUUGUUGAACAAAAAGUGGAGAAAAUAGCAAAAAUAACAUUUCUGAUCAUACGCUCAGUUUUUUAUUUAACAUUGCAUUUAUCAUGACAACGACAUGAUAAAUUAUGAUAAAUGAUAUUUGGUGCCUGCAACAUCUCCCCAACCCAGGCCUGCUCUGCUGCCCUGGGCAACUGCCCUUGUGCUUCAUACACCAAAAACCAACUCUGAUGGGAAAUUAUGCAGGGCUUUUAACAUUUUCAGUUGUUUUCACAAAUAAAAUUCUAGAAAAGCAUGAACUGAAUUUAUAAUCUUCUACAAAGAUUAUAAAAUCAACAGAUUUUUGUCCUGGAUUUUGCUCCAUCUAUUUUUCCAUUAACCGUAUCCAGUUUC